CUAUCCCUUUUAAUUUCCUAUCUCAUCAUUUCCUUCUUUCUCUCUGUCUCACUCACAGUCUAACGGCCGACGUGUUCCGUCACCGUCACAUCAGGAGUUCCAGCCGUUAUUUAACGCCGGUCGUUGACGCCGUUAACUCCAACUUCUUGUCUUUCUCUGGCGCUCAGUUUCUUCACUUUGUCUGGAUAAUCUUGUCUAAGGCCCUUAAAUUUCGGGGGAAAUUUUGUUUUUUAAUUUUGAAUUUUGAAAAAUUUGAACUUUCCUGAGUAAACUCAGAAUCUCUCCUUUAAUGGUUCUUUGAGGUCCCAUUCAAAGCUUGUUAUAAAAGAUCGGGAUUAGCUCCAGAAAUUUUCAUGAGCUAAAGCUAGCAGUUCUUGUUGAUGAUAUAUAGAGAUGAAGAAGCUGUUUUUCUUCAAAUCUUCCUCUAGCAAUGGUAACAGCAAUGCUGUUCCUUCACCUUCAGCAGAUAAGCAAGUUUACUGGGAAAACCCGUUGGAUCGUGAGUUAAAUGAUCAACUUGGAGACAAGGCUGACUACAGUUUUCGCAGUCCGAGACGUUUGUUCGGAAAAUCUGGAAAGCAAAUAUCUGAUAGCCCAAGCUUUAGUAACAGUUCAUGUCUUCGAAGGAGUCGUUCUUUGUCAUCAGCUGCCUUUCUUGUUGAUGGGCUAGGUCAGCAACAUUUUUCUUCCUCAAAUGAUCAAAAUAGGUCUCCUAAUAUUACUCCACAUCAGCAGUAUGACCACUCAUCUCGGCGUAGGGCUCUUACUCCUGAGAAGAAAUCUAAGGCUAAACGAUGUGAAGUGGCAGCUGUUGGUUUUGAGCGGCCCUGUUCUUCCAGUUUUUCAAGGAUGCACCAUGAUUCAUCUGGAAGCUCUUCGUCUUGCUCUAGCAAUGUGUCAAGUAAAGUUAUAGACCGCUAUAUUGAUGGAGAACAGCAGCAGGAAAGUAGCAAGUCCAAGAACAGUUCACAAAGAAAUAAUCUUCGAAAUGGUGGUGGGAGGCUUCCCCCACGAGUUCAAUAUACAGCCCCUUCAUCUCCAACAGAUAGUGUUAAAGAGAAAAAUGUGUCUCAUUCAUUUAGGGAAGCUAAAGGCACACGUCUUCACUUCUCAUCUAAAGACUGGGUGGAAAACGGGUUUGGGCAUGAGUCACCACGGAAGAUUGCAAAGAACGUGGUUGAGAGGCUUUCACAGACUCAUGCUGUCCCCAGAUCAAGUUCAAAGGAAUUCAACCAUCAUAUUCCAAUCACAACUGAAGAUGUAUAUGGUGGUUACUUGAAUAGAUGCCCUGAUUCCAAAUUGGAUAUGUUUGCCCAAAAAAGCUGUGUAAUGGAUGAGCCUUACGCAAAUGUUAUUGGAUAUCAUGAGGAUUUCUCAAGCUUGGAGAAGCAAAAUUGUUUAUCUGGGGGCAGUGAUGAUGGUUUGGACUCUUUUGAAACAGAAGAGGAUGCAGAUGUGGAGCUACAAAGAAGAUCUAAAGAAGCUGAGGAGAGGGUCAUACUUCUUUCUGAAGCUCUUGCGCAGGAAAGCUUUUUACGGGAUAGUGGUUUUGAUGUUUCAUCACUCAUUCAGACCAUUAGACACCUAAUACAGGAGAAAAUAAACUUGGCACUUGAGGUGUCAGAUCUUCUACAAUCUAGAAUUGCUGAGAGAGCUUUUGCUAGGGAGGAACUGAGAAUGGCAAGGGCAGAAUUGGAGUCACAGACCAAAAAAUUGGAGAAGGAAAAGCAUGAGUUACAGUCGGGAUUGGAAAAAGAGUUAGACAGAAGGUCAAGUGAUUGGUCAUUUAAGCUUGAGAAGUACCAGUUAGAAGAGCAAAGGCUUCGUGAACGAGUUCGAGAGCUAGCAGAGCAAAACGUUUCACUUCAGAGAGAAGUCUCUUCCUUUAAUGAGAAGGAAAUAGAAAACAGGAGCAUUAUGACAUAUUCAGCAGAACAACUUAAAGAUUUGACUAGAAGGGUGGAAGAGAUAAGUGAAGAGAAUCAGGAUCUAAGGCAAAAUCUCUCUGAGUCACAACAGAAGUAUAGAGCAGCAAUAGAAGAUCUAGAUUGCAUUAGACGAAAUUUUGAAGAGAAAGAGAAAGAGUGCAAGGAGUUGCAAAAGUCCACUACAAGGUUACUGAGAACCUGCAGUGAGCAAGAGAAAACAAUUGAAGGGUUGCGAGAAGGAUACAGUGAGGAUAUUGGGAAGAUGCAAUCGAUGGAAAAGAAUGAAAAGCAGGUGAAAAAAUUGCAAAUGGAGCAAAUGAGGUUGACUGGAGUAGAAUUAGCAUUAAGAAGGGAAGUGGAGUCUUAUAGACUUGAAGUUGGUUCUCUUCGGCAUGAGAAUAUCGACUUGUUGAAUCGCUUAAAAGGUAAUGGAAAAGACAUUGGUGCUUUAACCUUCAAGCUAGACAAGGAAAUGCGGAGUCGUGUAUGCUGUUUGCAGAAUCAGGGACUCUCUAUGCUUAAUGAGAGCACUCACUUGUCUUCCAAGUUAAUUGAGUUCAUCAAGGGAAGAGCCAGUCAGCUUCAAGAAACUCACCAGGGUCUGGAUGGUCAAUUUAUUGUUGAAUCUGAUGUGAAAGUGCAAGGCUUUAAACGUGGAAUUGAAAGCCUAACAAGGAGUUUGCAGACAAUAGCCAAUUUGCUGCAUGAGAAAUCCAGUGCAGUUGGCUCGAAGUGUCACUCGGCAUGUAUGGAUCCUGAUGGGUCAAUGAAACUCAACAAUCAAUCAUCAGAGGAGAUUAUAAGAACUGAGCUUAAAGCAGAAACGCUGCUUACAAGUUUGUUGAGGGAAAAACUAUAUUCAAAAGAGCUGGAAGUAGAGCAGUUGCAAGCUGAGCUGGCAGCAGGUGUGCGAGGUAAUGACAUCCUUAGAUGUGAAGUACAAAAUGCAAUGGACAACAUUUCCUGCCUCACCCACAGGUUGAAGGAUCUUGAACUGCAGAUACUGAAGAAAGACGAUAACAUAAGCCAUCUUCAGAAUGACUUGAAGGAAUCAACAAAAGAACUAACCAUCUUGAGGGGGAUACUGCCUAAGGUUUCCCAAGAGAGAGAUUUGAUUUGGGAAGAGGUGAAGCAGUAUAGUGAGAAGAACAUGCUUUUGAACUCAGAGGUUAAUGUGUUGAAAAAGAAGAUAGAAGCUCUGGAUGAGGAUAUACUCCUAAAGGAAGGUCAGAUUACAAUCUUGAAAGACACUCUAAACAACAACAAAACUUUUGACCUUCUUGGCAGUCCUGAUUCUACGCGGGAAUUCCUCCUGGAAUGAUUGACAGAAAGGUUGGUUUUGGUUUGUGGGUGGAUAAUCACACUGUUCAUAGCCUUAUACUUUUUGAAUUCCUGUUCUUGAGGUUGCUUUUAUCUUUCUUCUUUUCUGUUUUCUUUAUGAAGUCUAGGGUGAGCAGCAAGUGAAAAAAGGGGGCACACACACACCUUGAUUCUUUUGUUAUAGAUUAAAGUCUUGUUACCAAAUUGUAUGUAGGUUGGUUUUCAUCUCAUAAAACCAGAAGAAUUAUGAUCUUCUUCUAGUAUGGGGUUUGCAUUGAUUGUGUUCAUCCUUGUGUAAAUGCAAAAUAUAGAUGCGUUUCUUGAUUUAGACAAA
Theobroma cacao (cacao) is the source of this 3582-nucleotide messenger RNA. Its product is annotated as CAP-gly domain linker. Lineage: Eukaryota; Viridiplantae; Streptophyta; Magnoliopsida; Malvales; Malvaceae. The record is from RefSeq and is a predicted model, not a curated record.